Pantherophis guttatus is the source of this 4438-nucleotide messenger RNA. The record is from RefSeq and is a predicted model, not a curated record. NCBI's taxonomy places the organism in Eukaryota, Metazoa, Chordata, Lepidosauria, Squamata, Colubridae.
AUUUUUAAUGAAAAAAAAAAGGCACAGAUUUUCUACCUUGCUCUCAUCUACCACCGUAGCAACCUUCCAGUUGGCCGAGAACCACAUUUCUGGUGGCCCCGUAGUUGCAAAGACAGAUCUCCCAACCUUUCUGAAGGACCUUGGAUGUGACGAGCGUUGGACACGGAGAUUAGAAUGAAUUUAAGGAAGCAGAAGAUCGCCAUGGGCCAGUAAAUGAGUUCUGGAGAGGCAGGAACUCAACCAUCGACAGGUUUCUCCUGAAGACCGAUGGACUUGGGCCCAACCUUGGGAGGAGAAGUUGAUACGAGGGUGUAAGGGUUGAGGGAGAGGAGGAGAGCAGCCUCCUUCGCACCCAUGUCGCUGGCCAUGAAAGCUCGGCAGAAGGUGAAACGGAAAGGACCGGCGAAAGAUCGGGUCUUUGGGUGUGAUCUGAUGGAACAUCUGCAAUCAUCUGGCCAUGAUAUUCCCCAGGUCCUGAAGAGCUGCACAGAGUUUGUGGAACAGCGUGGGAUCGUGGACGGCAUCUACCGGAUCUCCGGAGGAUCUUUAAACAUCCAAAAAUUAAGGCUUGAGUUCGAAAAUGACCGGAAUCCUGACCUCAACAAAGAGGACUAUCUGAAGGAUGUCCACUGUGUGAGCUCCAUUUGCAAAGCUUACUUCAGGGAGCUGCCCAAUCCACUCCUGACCUACCAGCUGUAUGAUAAGUUUGCGGAAGCGGUGGCCAUCCAGCUGGAAGAAAGCCGCCUGGAGAAGAUCAAGGAAGUGCUGAAGGAGCUGCCAUCACCACACCACCGAACCCUGGAAUUCUUGAUGAGGCACCUGGUUCAGAUGGCGUCUUUCAGUUCCAAGACCAACAUGCACGUCAGGAACCUGGCUAUAGUCUGGGCCCCCAACCUGCUCAGGUCCAAGGACAUCGAAGUCUCUGGUUUCAAUGGCACCGCAGCCUUCAUGGAAGUCCGUAUCCAGUCCAUUGUGGUGGAGUUCAUCCUGACCCACGUGGAACAGAUCUUUGGAAACGCUCCGCUGUGCGGUGGCACCCGUGAAUCCAUCCGGAGAUCCCUGCUGGCUCUGUCGCCGAUGGUCCUACCUGAGUACUGCACCCCCUACAAUGUGCCCACCAUGCUGAACCAGGGGGACGGCCCCCCCCAGAUGAGACCCUACCACACCAUCAUCGAACUCAGCGAAAAAAGAAAAGGCUCCAUCAAGGCCAAGAAAUGGAAGUCCAUCUUCAACCUAGGACGAUCCAGCCACGACUCCAAACGCAAGUUGAAUAAGGCGGAAGACAAAGAUGACAAACUGGGUAAGAUGCGCUUACGUCCAGCCAAAAGCAUGGACUCACUCAGCUGCAUGCAGUCUGUCGGUGACGACGAUGCUCACCUGGGGACCGAGAUGCCUCCAAAACACGAGAGUUUUGACGGCCCAGUUUCACUUGACAGCAGCUUCUCGGAAUCCGCGUACAUGUCUGCCAAGAGCAAAUGCGAAGACACGCAGGAGGAAGCCACCAAGUCAGAACCCACCACCCCCAAAGCCACCAGGUCCGGUCUCAUCGGAGGGACCUCUCAAGGACGUUCACCCAAGAGCUCCAGGAACCGGGCUGAGAAAUGUGCCGGGGUCCAUAUCUCGGGACCUUUCUCAGUCACCGUCCCCUUCCACAUCACGUCCAACCUCACUUUGUCCCGGUUGACCAGAGGUCUGGAGUGUCCAGCACUGAGCUACACCAGCUUCGAGACUCCAGAGGCCAUUCCUUCCAACGGAGAAGAUUUUCCCAGGAUGACAGAAGACAAUGAGAAACUCAUGUCUGCCCUCACUGCAAAUAAGGAAGCAGACGAAGGAACAAACUUCGAAGCCGAAAUGGAGAGCCAGAUGUCUAUGGAAGUCGAGGAUUCCUUCUCGUUCCUGGACGGCCCCGAUGGCUGGAUUGACAACGUGCUAGAGGAAGAACAGCUGAAGACAGAUGCCGGGAAAGGCCCUGAGGUUCCCCCACGCAGCUUGGACACCGUCCCAAGCAUGGAAGAGGAUUUGGGAAGCGGGUUUAUGAACGAGAUGAUCGCAGCUGGGAUGGAGCUGGAAAUGUAUUCUAUGGUGCCACAUCUGGAUUACCUGUCCAUUGAAGAAUGCAUGAAUGAGCAUUUGGAAGGAGAUGACGACCAGUAUUAUCUCGCCAUGGGAUACAUCGAGGAAGAGCCAUCUAAGGAGGUCGAUGCUGAAGAAGUCUAUCUGAGCGCUUUUGAUGAUCUCAGCCCCAUAGCUAGCAAACUAGAACAACUUCAGCAAUCGGAUGUAGGUCAAACUCCUCACAUCCCCUCCCCAAAACUCACAGAGGAAGAUCAAACCUCCAAGAUGGCUGCCGAAACCUUGGUUGAAGAUCCAAAGAGCUCACAUUUACCAGAACCUGGCCUGGAACCUGAACAAGGUGACGAGGAGGUUACUACUAUGUCCACUCGUGAUCUAGUCGUAACCAAGGACCUGGAUCUAUACUUAGCCAAGCCGCAUGAAGUGGAAUUGGGUUCCAGAAGCAACACCAACGAGAUGGAAAGCCACCUGACUGACAAAGCUGAGGUAGAACCCAUCUUUUCAAUGUUGCAGAUCAAAGAUGCACAUGUUGGAAGUGAGGUCGGCCUCUUUGUCCCCAAAAUUGAAUGUCCUGAAGAAGUUGCUUACCCAGAAUCUCUGGAUUCAGAAUCUGUGGGGAAAAACGCCGAGGAUAGUAAGGUAGAACCCGUUAUUUCAUCGUUGCAGAUAGAAGAUAGAAAUGGAGUGGAUCUCUUUGUCCCCAGAGCUGGUUGUCCUGAAAAAGUUGCCUGCCAAACACCUCGCGGUCCAGAGUCUGAAACCCAACCAAUCAAAUCAAGUAUUGAAGAGAAGUGGCAACCUCAGAACACACCUGAAAGUGAACAGAUUCCACAUCUUCCUUGCAGCAUGAGAGUAGAUGUUCCUCCAGAGGUGGUUGGAAGAUGCAAUCAACCCUUGGGUGAUACCCUUAUGGUUCAAGAGAUGGGAGAAAAGCACCAUGGAGAUGUGGCUUCAUCUAUGUUGGAACUCAACUUACUUCAAAGUCUGAUUCCUUCUUUACUGGACAAUAAUUCUGAGAACGUAAGCUUCCCAGCACCGGAUCCAGAACAUACAUCUCUUUCUUAUUUCCCUGCACUUUUGUCUGACAUGGACUCUGAAGAUUUCUCCCUCCCAGCUUCUCCUCCGAAACCUUGCCUGGAAAGUCUUCUGCAGAAACCCCAGCCUGGAUUGCCGGUGGAAGUUUCGUAUGCUCCGAAACACGAAUUCUCGGAUGGAAGCGUCCACAUGAAGUUGACAUCUACCACACCCCGAGUUCAGCAAGUGAAAUCAUUUCCGGUGGUGCCCCCGAAGCCUCAAUUUGCUAAGGUGCCUCCUUCCUUAAAGCCAGUGAUUCCCAGCAAGGAACAUCUCAUCGCCAUCCCAGUGAAGGCCUGUGAGAAUGGGACCAAGCAGGAACUCAACCAAAGCUCUUUGAAAAGGCCUUUCCACCUGACCAGCUCGGACCAAAAGAUGGAACAUUUUCCAACAUCUCCUAGCCCAUCCAGUUCUUCUGAGAAUUGUUGCAGCUGUUCGGAGACCCUCCCGAAGCAACGCAACUCCAUGCCGGUGAGCUUGGAGAAGUUCAGCAAGGACUGUAAGAACAUGGAGGACAUCACCCCGAAGCCCUCUCCUUCUUUACGGGACAAAUGCUUUUCGUGGUCCAAGAGUGGAGACGUUGGAGUCGGCAGCCUUCAUCUCACACAGGGCAGUUGGGAGAAACAGAGCAGCGGCCCACACGACGAAGGGAAAGGAGGACAUCGUUACGGAGCGGAGAGGUCCGCCUUGGAGGGCACCGCUCCCCAGAAGCAGCGCUGGAGCAACUGGCGUUACAGCGGGAGCAUGUCGUUCGAUGAGGCCGUGGCCCUCGCCAAGGAGAGACACGUGGCCCAGGCUCCCAUGCGGAGGAUGCAAACUUAUUCCUACGGCGAGGUGGACGGCUCUCCCGGAGCGUCCAAAAUGGAGACGACUGCUCCUGCCCACAAGCCCGUUCUGAGGUCUCCUCAAAGGCCGCUGAGUUGCGUAAACCCAGCUGGACCUCCGGAAGCUCACCUUUUGGGAAAGGUGCCAUGUCCACCUGGGUUGCUGCCUGACAGCAUCCCAGAAAGCGGGCGCACCCCGAGACUGGAAGGCUCCCAUUUCUCUCAGGAUUUUCCUCUGAGGAGCAGAGUGAGCUUAUCCAAGAUAGGACGGCGCUUGUCCGUGUCUGACGAAGCGUGCUUCGGGUUGUCCCACGAGCAGAGAUGACUGAUUUUUUUUUUUUACAGAUGAACAGAGUUGGAAGGGACCUUGUAGGUCAUCUAGUCCAACCCCCCGCCCAAGCAGGAGACCCUACACCAUUUCUGACAGAUGGCAGUCCAGUCUCUUCUUGAAAGCCUCCAGGGAUGAA